Gavialis gangeticus (Gharial) is the source of this 1670-nucleotide messenger RNA. It is a transcript of the gene GPC1, whose product is annotated as glypican 1. Gene Ontology annotation, cellular component: cell surface; synapse; plasma membrane. The transcript has 9 exons. Gene Ontology annotation, molecular function: fibroblast growth factor binding. The annotation marks the transcript as partial. The record is from RefSeq and is a predicted model, not a curated record. Lineage: Eukaryota; Metazoa; Chordata; Crocodylia; Gavialidae. Gene Ontology annotation, biological process: regulation of protein localization to membrane; negative regulation of fibroblast growth factor receptor signaling pathway; cell migration.
UCCUCCUCGGCUCGGGGCGACAGCGGCGGCAAAGCCAAGAGCUGCUCCGAGCUCCGGCAGCUCUAUGGGAGCAAAGGAUUCAGCCUGAGCGGGGUCCCCCAGGCGGAGAUCUCCGGGGAACACCUGAGAAUCUGCCCACAAGGCUACACCUGCUGUACCAGCGAGAUGGAGGAGAACUUUGCAAACAAAAGCCGAAGUGAAUUUGAAGGCAUGAUGAAAGAAGCCAGUCGUUCUGUACAGGUGACCCUAACUUCUCAGUACAAAAGCUUUGAUGGUUAUUUCCAGGAUUUGUUGAACAAGUCAGAGAAGGCCCUCUAUGACACAUUCCCUAGCAUGUAUGGGGAGCUAUACACGCAGAACAUCAAGCUCUUCAAAGACUUAUUCAGUGAGCUGCGACGCUAUUACCGAGGCUCCAAUAUCAACCUUGAAGAAGCCCUCAAUGAGUUUUGGACACGCCUGCUGGAGCGGCUCUUCAAGCAGCUGAACCCCCAAUACCAUAUCACUGAUGAGUACCUGGACUGCAUGGUGAAACACUCUGAGCAGCACAAGCCCUUUGGUGAAGUCCCGAGAGACCUGAAGCUGAAGGCAACAAAAGCCUUCAUUGCAGUGCGCUCCUACGUGCAAGGGCUUAGCGUGGGCAGUGAUGUCAUCAAAAAGGUGUCUCAGGUUUCCCUUGGCCAUGAGUGCACUCGGGCCAUCAUGAAGCUGGUGUACUGCCCACAUUGCCGGGGCAUGUCUAGCGUGAAGCCAUGCAACAACUACUGCCGUAAUGUCAUGAAGGGCUGCCUGGCCAAUCAGGCUGACUUGGACACCGAAUGGAGGAACCUGAUUGAUUCAAUGCUGCUGGUGGCUGAUCGGUUUGAUGGACCAUCCAAUGUAGAUACUGUAAUUGGUACCAUUCACACAAGGAUCGCAGAAGCCAUUUCUAACAUGCAAGAAAACAAAGACUCUAUCACAGCCAAGGUUUUCCAAGGUUGUGGAAAUCCCAAAAUCAGUACGAAAGCAUCCAGUGGAGAAGAUAAGAAAAGGAGGGGAAAAACCGCCCCAGAUGAUAAGCCCUCAGGACUUGGACUGGAGAAGCUAGUGUCAGAUGCCAAAGGGAAGCUGAGAGAUAUCAAGGAUUACUGGGUCAUUCUUCCCAGUGUACUUUGCAAUGAGAGGAUAACAGCUGGCUCAGUGAAUGAGGACAGGUGCUGGAAUGGAAUGACCAAGGGCAGGUAUCUACCGGAGGUGAUGGGAGAUGGUUUGGCCAAUCAGAUUAACAAUCCAGAGGUGGAGGUGGACAUCACCAAACCAGAUAUGACCAUCCGUCAGCAAAUCAUGCAGUUAAAGAUCAUGACCAACCGCCUGCGCAAUGCAUACAACGGGAAUGAUGUGGAUUUCCAGGAUGCAAGUGAUGACAUGAGUGGCUCUGGGAGCGGCGACGGCUGUCCUGAUGAAGUCUGCGGUAAAAGACUUUCUAAGAGCUCCAGCACCAGACAGCCAGGAACACAUGCUAUUCCUAACCACUCUGGACGGGGUAUAAAUGGGGCCAGCAGCAAAUCUUUGCCUUCCUCCUUCCUAAUCUUCCUUUCUAUGGCUGUCAUGGCAAUGCAGUACUUAUGGCGGUAACUUACUUGUACAGCCAUGAAAGAGACUGUGGCUGAGGUCUUAACUUUGCCAAAAAAAAA